Molecule: messenger RNA, 2298 nt
Organism: Tigriopus californicus
Lineage: Eukaryota; Metazoa; Arthropoda; Copepoda; Harpacticoida; Harpacticidae
Gene: SamDC
Product: S-adenosylmethionine decarboxylase proenzyme-like
Exons: 10
Coding region: 350-1597 (415 amino acids)
Biological process (GO): spermidine biosynthetic process; spermine biosynthetic process
Cellular component (GO): cytosol
Molecular function (GO): adenosylmethionine decarboxylase activity
Source: RefSeq, a predicted model, not a curated record
CAGUGGUUCAAGCUUAGGCCUAGUGUAGGGUCUUGACUCUGGCCAUGGCAAUGAGCGGACGAGAGGAGACGAUGGAAAAGGAGGCCUGGAGCCCCCAGUGCGAUCCUUUCCACUUGAAAUUCCGGUGUUGGGAUGGUGUCUGAAUGUUGCUAGCAAAUCGGGAUUGCCCAGCAAUGAAGGGUCACUGUAAAAUAGAGUUGAGAAUGCGCUUUGACAGUUUCACAUCCGAGUUAUCGAUCAGAAAAUUUUGCUCGAGCUCCAAGAUCCCGAAUUGAAGUGAAUCGCUCGUUGAGACGGAAAAUGUCUUGAAUCCGUCAUUAGUGAAUGAAGCCCGUUAGAAGAGUAAAAUAUGACGAGUCUCUGCGAAAGGCCCAAAAGUAGAGGUUCUCUGAGACCCCGGGCUUCCCAUUCCCCCGACAAUUGUUCCACGGCAUCCUCUAACAUGUGUCCCUUCAAGAUUGCUGAGGAGGCAUCAUCACCCUCUUCCAAUCCGUCAAUUUCACCCACAUCGUCCAUUUCGUCGUUUGUGUCGGGAUCCAGCGAUUCAGGGAUCAGUCGGGAUGACAAUGGCGAGGAGCACUUCUUCGAAGGCGUGGAGAAACUCUUGGAGGUGUGGUUCACCAACAAGAGCGGUGAAAUUGACGAGACCAAUGAUCUCAGGUACAUCCCAAGGAAAGAGUUAGACAGCAUGCUCGAUCUGGUGAAGUGCACCAUCAUUUCCUCCACGAAGAAUGCUCAAUUGGACUCGUACGUGUUGAGCGAAAGCUCCAUGUUCAUCAGUCAACGGCGAUUCAUUUUGAAAACAUGUGGCACGACCACGCCGUUGCAAUGUUUUGACGAACUCAAUCGAAUCGUCAAGACCUAUUCGGGAUUUGAUACCAUUGAGGACAUUUUCUAUUCGCGCAAAAACUUUGAGCGCCCGGACUUGCAAAUGAUGCCUCAUUGCUCUUUUGAGCAAGAAGUGGCUCUCUUGGAUGAGAUCUUUGCUGAUGGAGCAGCCUAUUGCAUGGGCACUAUGAAUCGAGAUUGCUGGUACUUGUAUACCUUGAACCCGUUGGAUCGUUAUGUGACCGGGAACAUUGACGUGGAACCGGAUCAGACGAUCGAAAUCCUCAUGACUGACUUGGACCCGGAGGUGAUGAAGAAGUUCACGAAAGAGGUGGCCAAUGAUGGAAGAGAAGCUACCAAGCUCUCUGGAAUUGAUAAGCUUGUGCCUGGGAUGAAAAUUGACGAUUUUCUAUUUGAUCCUUGUGGUUAUUCUAUGAAUGGGAUCCUUAAGAACGAAUCUAAGGAUUAUGGUUUGGGCGAGUACAUGACGAUCCACAUUACACCGGAAUCUGAGUUCUCUUACGUGAGCUUUGAGAGCAAUAUUCCGCUCACGUCUUACCUGGACAUGAUUCAAAGAGUUCUGGAUACUUUUCAGCCUGGAAAGUUUAUCCUGACCAUUUUUGCCAAUAGGACGUCAAUGGCGGCCGAAAGCCACAAGGAACUGCAAGCCCGCCAGGACUUUGGCGAUUGGCUCCGUAAGGACAUCCAAUACACGUCGUUCCAGAAUUAUGAACUGACCUAUGCUCACUUUGUGCGAUUCCCUUCCUGAGAUCUUUCGCCACCUGGGUCAAGCCCUGGGAGAAGUAGACGUAACUGCAACCCAAGUAGUCACUGUAGUCAUCCAAUCAUGAGCCCCUUCCAAAAUUUAAUUCCCCGUACUCCCUCCCACUUACGACCCCCUUUCCAAUUCGACGCCCACCCACCCCACCCUUUCAAGCUUAAAUUCCAAUCCGUGCCCUCUCGAAUGACGCCCAAUUUCGAGCGAUCUUGCCGAGAACGGGCCAAGAUCAAUUUUCGCCAUUUGACGUGCGAGAUCAAGUACUUUCUGAUCUCGGCCCAAUGGCGGUCUAAAAUCUCCUGAGUAGUCUUAUUUGUAGUGUUUGUGAUCUAAAUUGCAUUUGGAAACGAUUUCUUUCGCUCGCCUUAUUUUGGCAGUGAAGCGAGGAGCCGUCCAAUUCACCUCUCCGACCGACGCACGAAUUGCCAGGCCGUUCAAAAAUCCAUUCCCAUUGGAAGAAUGACUCGAGGCAUCCCCAAGAUUUUUUCCCAACCGGAAUCCAAUUGCUUGCCUAACAGCGGGAUAAAAUAAGUGGUCAUAUCCAUCCACAUGACAAAGCAAAACAUCAUUGAAGUGGCCCAGAACCAUUCCCCAUAGCCUCUUAUCAAUUGUCAACACAACUCUAGUUUGCUUGAAAGAAAUCAGCAGAACUGGUUCUUUUUUCUGCUUGAAAUAUAAAAAUACACAUUCAA